CGAGCAUUCAGCACUGCUAAACAUCAAGACUUUCACCAACCUACCACAGACCCUCCAUAAGCACAACUCAAGACCUACAAUCAUGCAUUUGACGCCCACCAUCGUCGCCGUCCUGACUUCAGUCUCCCUCGCCAGAGCGACAGGCUGCUACUCCAAGGGCAGCGCAUACUGGGGCAGCGGAGACAACAUCGAGCGAGCCAAGGAGAACGCAAACAGGGCCUGUCACGGCAACCUGGGCGGCCGUGACUUCAACGCCGGCGAGGAGCGCAAGGCGUGUUUCAACAUCGCGGACAACAAGCGCGUCAACUUCAUCAUGUCGUACAAGCAGAAUGAUCCGAAGAGACAUAUGAGCACUGCCGACUGUAAUCGUCACCUUGGCGAUCUCAUCACUCGUUGCGAUCGCGGUGGAGAUGGGGAUGAUGGCAAGUGGUACUAUAGGUCGGAUCCGAAUGACGGCCGCUGCUAGGAGUCUUGAGGAUAUACAGAUACGCUCCUUUCGAGACAGACGUUGAGAUGAUCGCUGGUCAGAGGAGGAUUUGCUUUUCAUGUACCUACAAGCGUUAGCCCAGCACACAAAUGGGAGAAACCAGUUCGGAAUAG
Molecule: messenger RNA, 600 nt
Organism: Pseudovirgaria hyperparasitica
Lineage: Eukaryota; Fungi; Ascomycota; Dothideomycetes; Acrospermales; Acrospermaceae
Exons: 2
Coding region: 83-466 (127 amino acids)
Source: RefSeq, a predicted model, not a curated record